AUGGAUUAUUCGUAUUUGAAUCAAGCGGCGGCUGCGGCGGCCGCCGGGUUCGAGGCGUCGAGCUGCGCUCUUGCCGCCGGGGAUAUGCAGUGUGGAUAUGGGGACUUGAGUUCGUGCUCGCAGAUGAGUCAGGCGGCGUAUCGGUACACGGCGGCGAGGGCCGCGGGGUAUCCGGGGAAUGCUGGCGCCACGGGGACCGCCAGCGGCCCGGGACUUGGGGCGCAUCAUGCUGGGCAUGCUCAUGCCCACGCGCAUCAUGCUGCCCAUGCGACACCCUGCUCUGUUAUGGCGGCGAGGAGUCAGGAUGUUCAUCGGCAUGCCGCCUCUAUAUUCAAUCAGUCGAUUAAUCUUCAAGGUGGCCUGGGGUACAAGCCGUACUCGGCGCACGACGGGCUCGCGGAGAAGAGGAAACAGCGACGGAUACGCACGACGUUCACCUCGGCUCAGCUGAAGGAGCUGGAGCGGGCGUUCCAGGAGACACAUUAUCCUGACAUUUACACGAGAGAGGAGAUAGCGAUGAAGAUCGAUCUCACGGAAGCCAGGGUACAGGUGUGGUUCCAGAAUCGUCGAGCAAAAUUCCGAAAGCAGGAGCGUCUGGCGCAGCAGAAGACAACGGGUCAGAGUUCGGGGGUGGGAGUUGACAGUGGCGCAUCGAGCCCAGUCUCCGGAAGUGUCAAGACUGAGGGAAGAUCGCCGAGGAGUCCCGACACACCACCGGGCACCUCCAACAAUCACCUGCCGUCCAACGACAUCAAGUCCCUCGCUAACGUUAAUUUAGUGUCCAUCAAACACAGCAAUGAUAAUCACGACGGUAAUUCACCGAAUAAUCGCGGUAGCAUCAAUGUCACAACAGCGGGAAGUGGCGGGGGCGCCUGGGGAUCAUGCAGCCCUCGACCAUUCGCAACUACUCUACCCCCUUAUCUCCUCGAUCCACUUCCCCUCAAAACUGCGAAUCUCUACUAA
Molecule: messenger RNA, 963 nt
Organism: Diachasma alloeum
Lineage: Eukaryota; Metazoa; Arthropoda; Insecta; Hymenoptera; Braconidae
Product: paired mesoderm homeobox protein 2A-like
Exons: 3
Coding region: 1-963 (320 amino acids)
Biological process (GO): regulation of transcription by RNA polymerase II
Molecular function (GO): DNA-binding transcription factor activity, RNA polymerase II-specific; RNA polymerase II transcription regulatory region sequence-specific DNA binding
Source: RefSeq, a predicted model, not a curated record